AUAGACAGAGGCUGUUAGACAGAGAGAGAGAGAGAGAGAGAGAGUGAGGGGAGGAGAGGAGAUACCUGCUGAAGACGUUCGUGUGUUAGUAGGUGCGUGGAGGUUGACUGUUAAUAACAGCAGAACGGACUGUCUUAAACUUCCUUCAACAGUUGUCUUAGAGAAAGACAAGUUACAAGUGACAACAACCACUUCUUCAGUGUCUAAACUAACUCCGAAAUCAUGACGUGUUGCAAGGGGCCAGGUUACCCAACUCCUCUCGAGGCAAUGAAAGGUAAAAGAGAAGAGAUUAUGUAUGUGACAUGUAUAAUCCCACCAGAGAAUCGUAACCGACCAGAUUAUCUGGCUACUGUUGAUCUUAAUCCAGAAUCUGCAACUUAUGGAAAGGUCAUCCAUCGUCUGAAAAUGCCACACAUUGGAGAUGAAAUGCACCAUUUUGGCUGGAAUGCUUGUUCCAGUGUUUGCAAUGAUGCAUCCAAGAAGAGGGACAAAAUUAUUUUCCCCUGUCUACUGAGUGACCGCAUCUAUGUUGUGGAUAUUAAAGAGAAUUUGAGAGAACCCAAAUUAUAUCGAGAAUUGAACACUCUUCGAGAUUGGGACUGUUCUGCCCCUCAUACUUCUCACUGUCUGGGAAGUGGAAUGGUAAUGAUCAGUUGUAUGGGCGAUGCAGUUGGCAACCAUAAAGGAACUUUCAUUCUUUUAGACGAGGAUUUCAAUAUUGUGAGAAGAUGGGAAAACCAAAAAUGUGAAUUUGGCUAUGAUUUUUGGUACCAGCCAUUCCAUAAUGUCAUGAUCAGCACAGAGUGGGGGUCACCAAAAUGUUGGCGCAAGAAUUUUGAUCUUGCAGAUUUGGAAAAGGACUAUGGCAGAAGUUUAAAUGUCUACAACUGGACAACUCAUGAUCUCGAACAGGUCAUCGAUUUAGGACAAGAUGGUCUGAUCCCGCUGGAAAUUCGUUUCCGUCACGAUCCAGAAUCACCCGAAGGAUUUGUCGGAUGUUGUUUGGGUUCAUCCAUUUACAGGAUCUUCAAAGCACAGAAUAAGUGGGCAGCUGAAAAAGUAAUCCAGGUUCCUCCUAAGACUGUUGAGAACUGGAUUAUGUCAAGUAUGCCAGGUCUCAUAACUGAUAUUAUCCUGUCUUUGGACGACCGAUUCCUGUAUUUUAGUAACUGGCUGCAUGGUGAUAUCAGGCAAUAUGACAUCACCAAUGGUAAGAAACCAAUUUUGGUUGGCCAGCUGUUUCUUGGAGGCUCCAUUCUGUCUGAUAGUAAAGUCAAGGUUAUCAAAGAUGAAGAACUUAAAACACAACCAGAUCCGUUGUACAUCAACAACAAGAGAGUGUAUGGUUCCCCACAGAUGCUGCAGUUGAGUCUUGAUGGUAAACGACUCUAUGUGACAUUUUCACUCUAUAGUGGUUGGGAUCAACAGUUUUAUCCGGAAAUGACAAAGAAUGGUUCUGUGAUGCUCCAGGUUGAUGUCAACACUAUCACUGGUGGCCUUACCCUCAACAGAGACUUCUGCGUGGAUUUUCGUGAGGAACCGGAGGGUCCAGUUUUGGCCCAUGAAAUGCAUUAUCCUGGUGGAGACUGUAGCACAGAUAUUUGGUUAUCUGACAAGGAAAACCCAAGUUUACUUGCUCACAAAUUAUAAAAUAAAGCAAAGACAUACAAAAGAAAAAAUAUUAACCACCCCCCCAAACAAACAAAAUGAAAUAUAAUGAGGAGUACAAUAUAAGAAUAAAGAAUUAUAGGAUUAUGAGAAUAUAGAAUAAGGAAUAUAAACAGAAGGGGGGGGAAAAAAAAACCAAAAGUAUAUCUUAAUCCAUGAUAAGGUAUUCUUUGAUAAAUAAAUUCGUGUUUAUUUUCAGAGGAUUACCACAUCAUGCAUGACUAAUUGAAAAUAAUUUUUUUGUAUCUGUGUGAUUAUCUUUAGAUGCCCUUCACUUGUGGGCAUGUGAGAAUCCUGGAUUAAUAAAUCCGGGGACAUAUGAAAUAGUGUAAUGAGGGUUGCUUGUGAUAGGACUUUUUGAUGCUAUGACCUCCUCAUGAAUAAAACUACAUAAAUAUAUGAAUAAAUGUUUAAAAUUCCAAGAA
Molecule: messenger RNA, 2093 nt
Organism: Octopus bimaculoides (California two-spot octopus)
Lineage: Eukaryota; Metazoa; Mollusca; Cephalopoda; Octopoda; Octopodidae
Product: methanethiol oxidase
Molecular function (GO): selenium binding
Source: RefSeq, a predicted model, not a curated record